This is a messenger RNA of Trichoplusia ni (cabbage looper), 972 nucleotides long. Its product is annotated as PITH domain-containing protein GA19395. Lineage: Eukaryota; Metazoa; Arthropoda; Insecta; Lepidoptera; Noctuidae. The record is from RefSeq and is a predicted model, not a curated record. The transcript has 4 exons. The coding region runs from base 116 to 736 and encodes 206 amino acids. Gene Ontology annotation, cellular component: nucleus.
GAGUUGACAGUAUUUAUUAUUGACAUUGAACACACUGACUCUCAGUGAUCGGUUCAUUAUUUUGCUUUUAUUAUAGUAAAUGCUGCUCUGUUAGUAAUUAAAUUGUGUAAACAUUAUGUCACACAAUCACUGCCAUGGUCAUCAUGACCAUGACCAUAGUAGCGCUGAAGAAAUUGGAAUUCAAUAUAACCUUUAUGAAAAAAUUGAUAAAGAAAAUCUAGAAUGUUUAAAUGAAAGUGUGGAAGGGUCUGGUAAAACUGUAUUUAAGCCCUGGGACAAAAGACUUGACAGAACUCACUUUGUUGAAAGUGAUGCUGAUGAGGAAUUGCUAUUUAACAUACCUUUCACUGGAAAUGUAAAAUUAAAGGGUAUCAAAAUUUCUUCUGAAGACACAGAUUCUCAUCCUGCAAAGUUAAGAUUGUUUAAAAACAAACCCAACAUGACCUUUGAUGAUGUAUCAAUGGAACCGGAUCAAGUUUUUGAACUUCAAAAAGAUAGUGAAGGUGUUCUAGAAUAUUCCCCAAAAAUUGUCACCUUUUCUUCAGUCUCUCACUUAACAAUGCAUUUUCCUGCUAAUUUUGGAGCUGAAAAAACUAAAAUAGACUAUAUAGGUUUGAAAGGGGAAUGGACUCCGGGCCAUAGGCAUGGUGUGACAAUCUGUACAUAUGAAGUUAGGCCAAACCUUGAUGAUCAUAAAUUAAAAAAUACUGAUUCUGUAUCUAAGCAAAUUGAAUAGGUGGCCUUAAUUUAUGAUUACUUGUGAUUUCAAAAUGAGUAUCAGGUAUUUUAAGUGUUUGGAAUAGCUUGCAUUUACAAAAAAACUGUAUAAAUAUAAUAUUUAACUUUCUUAUUAUUUAUUUUUUUACUACCUAUUCAAGUACCUGUAGGUCAACUAAUGCUAUCUUAUUACAAUACAUGGACUAUUUAUAAUAAUAUGUUUAAUGAAGCUAUAAAUAUAUUACCUUAUUAACU